CCUUGUUAAUAAUAUGUAAAGAAUCAAAUCUAGGUCUGGUGCUGAUUAUAUAUUCAAAGGACAUGCAAAGAAGCCUCCCUCCACUGAUUAAACCAGCCCAGUCUGACCCUGCAGCUGGGAGAGCAGCCCCAGCACCAGGAUCCCCGGGUGACCCCAUUCAAGGAUCAGGACAGGACACAGACAACUCACCAUGGAGUCUGUGCUCAGAUGGAUUUACCUUGUCACUAUUUUAAAAGGUGUCCAGGGUGAGGUACAGCUGGUGGAGUCUGGAGGAGACCUGGUGAAGCCUGGGGGGUCCCUGAGACUCUCCUGUGUGGCCUCUGGAUUCACCUUUAGUAGUUACUACAUGUUUUGGAUCCGCCAGGCACCAGGGAAGGGCAAUCAGUGGGUCGGAUAUAUUAACAAAGAUGGAAGUAGCACAUACUACCCAGACGCUGUGAAGGGCCGAUUCACCAUCUCCAGAGACAACGCCAAGAACACACUGUAUCUGCAGAUGAACAGCCUGACAGUGGAGGACACAGCCCUUUAUUACUGUGCGAGAGACACAGUGAGGCGACUUCAGUGUGAGCUCAGACACAAACCUCCCUGUAGAAGGCGAUUGGGACCAGCAGGGGGUGCACAUUCCUCACUACUUCUGUCUUGAAGGCCCAGGAGCAGGUGCAGAUGGACGUUCUGGGCAGGUUUCCUGUAAAAUCUGGGUUUCCGCUCUAAGGAGCAACAUCCCCCAGGGAGCGUCUCCGGAUCAGGAAUUUGUGCUUAAAUAUUUGGUUUCUGAUAUAAUUAGUUUCUUUAGGAAAACAGCUACUUUAUAUGUGCAGAAGACAGAGUUGCUUACACUUAUUUACUAUCUCCCUAAAUAUGAAAAGUAUCUGUGCCUCCAGGAUGUCGAGGUCUCUGUCCUUCCUGAUUAGGGAGAUUUUCAGUAAUUAUUUCAUUGAAUAAAUCUGCCAACAUUUCUUGCUCUUAA
Molecule: messenger RNA, 967 nt
Organism: Canis lupus familiaris (dog)
Lineage: Eukaryota; Metazoa; Chordata; Mammalia; Carnivora; Canidae
Product: immunoglobulin heavy variable 3-74-like
Exons: 2
Coding region: 191-643 (150 amino acids)
Biological process (GO): phagocytosis, engulfment; B cell receptor signaling pathway; defense response to bacterium
Cellular component (GO): blood microparticle; external side of plasma membrane; immunoglobulin complex, circulating
Molecular function (GO): immunoglobulin receptor binding; antigen binding
Source: RefSeq, a predicted model, not a curated record